Molecule: messenger RNA, 2265 nt
Organism: Physcomitrium patens
Lineage: Eukaryota; Viridiplantae; Streptophyta; Bryopsida; Funariales; Funariaceae
Molecular function (GO): protein binding
Source: RefSeq, a predicted model, not a curated record
GCGACUCCAUUCUUGACAUCGCCCGCGACGCCCUGCUCCUCCAUCCACCCACCCACCCUUCACAGGAAUCAGACCUCUUGUCCUUCACGUUGCAACAGCUCCGUAGAUCCGGCGCCGAAGGCAGGGACCUGAUCUGCGGGACUAGUAGAUUGGGUGGACCUUAAAAGAGCGCAUGGCGGCCUGAUUGUCACUGCGACAGGAUCAAGCGAAGGGCCAAUCACUUCAAAGGGAGGCAAUCGGGGGCGUGUUGAUGAAGUUGAAGCAUAUGGGAUGUAGUGUUGGUGUUGUACCGAAAGAGGUCGCGGUCUAGUCGCAGUGCGUUGUGGUGCUAGCGCUCAAUAGCAGCUCUGAAGGGUGAGGUCGUGGGGGAGAGAGAGCGAGAGAGGUGGGGGAAGAAAAGCUGAUUUGGAAACUAGAAGAAGGAUUGAGAGAUUGUUGGGAAGAAUUGGUGGUUUGUUGCAUUGAGUGACAUGGGUAUCAUGGUGCGUGAAAGAGCUCAGGAGGUGCCCUUGAUGGAACAGAAGCGGGACAAUUAUGUCUGCGGGGAGCUCCAGCCGGAGCCGCAGCUCCCCAGUGGUUGGGAAAAAUGCCUUGACUUGAAGUCUGGUCUCAUCUACUUCAGGGAUUGGAAUUCAUCGACGCUGACCUACAGAGACCCACGCCAGGCGGUUCCACCUCCCGUGCAGCGCAUCGGACUGUUGUCUAUCUCUCUCUUGCCCGACGACAUCACCGACGCGAAAUUAUCUAGCAAUGCUGGCGAAGGCUUUGGAAAGAGGUUCAAGGGGAUUGCGAAAACCGACCUAAGCGGACAGCCGGCGAGGCUCUCCUGGGGGCUCUCUACGGCGCAGAUAACGAGUCAGGGUGAUUCAUCAGAUCGCGAGACUACUUCACUGAGCAUGGACGAAGUAAAUGACCAGUCUUUGGAAUUGACGCUCAAUCUGCCGGGGACCACUUCCAGGCCCACACCUUCCAACCAAGAGGAUAGCGUGUGCACCGUGGAGAAGGUGCGCAGCGCGCUCGAGAGGUCGCAGUGGUUGAGUGCUGCGCAGCUGCCAAAGAAGAGGCCAGCUUGCAGCUCCGGACACAAGCUCUCAGACACUCUGUCCACGGCACUGUCACUCUUGUCUUCACAGGCCUCGACCUCUCGAGAGUCCAAUUCAUUCGGACCACCGUACUCCACAAGUUCCAAGUCUUCGUCGCAAUCUACUUCGCAGUGCUCCUCAGAGGGAUUCACAUCGCCCUCCGCCAUGAGCUAUCAAGGUGAUGACGAAGAGGUGCAACAACCGCGCACUUGCGGCGACUCAAACGUCACGAGCCAGCAGGCUUCAUCCCGAAAGCACCAAGUCCCCGAGAAUGGAGAAGUGAUGGUAACGGUUGGAUGCAAGAGCUGCCUCAUGUACGUGAUGCUCUCCAAGUCGCACCCCAGCUGCCCAAAAUGCGGGAACGCUGACGUGCUCCUUGAGCUUCCCUCUAUCAUUUACCCCUCUUUGCCCAAGAAGCAACGGAUGACCCUCGACAGUCCUACUUGGAGCUGGUGCACCGCUUGAGUUCCACAUCUUUUGCUUCAAGACACUCAGAAUCAGUCUUCUCUGAUACCGGAUUUCGUUUAACAGCCAGUUAGUGAUCGCCCAUCGAAAUCAACAGCUGAUUCCAGGUAUCAUGUCAGAUCAUGCGAAGACGGUUAAGUUCCCCCAGUCCAGAGCGAGAAAAGGAGUAGAAUUGGAUUUUCUCGGGAGAUGAAAGAGCUCUUCGCAGUCGCUGCUUCCUCGCCGACUCUUUGGCGGUGUUAUCAGUCCAGGUCGAGCCUACUGCAAUGAAGUCUUUGCAGUCUCCGCUCACUUAUCUCGGAGACUCGCGGACACUCCGGUGGCUAGCUCUCGACAGCCUCAAGUCCCGCAAGUUUCCGAAACUUGUAUAUUAGUACUCUUACAGGAUUGUGUAGUUUGUGUUCCUGCGUUAGAUUAUACAGCAUCGACCAGAAUGGUCAGUAUAGGUGUUACAGAUAAUUGGAGUCUCUCAGCUUCCGUGACAAAAUCGCUUUUAGAGAAUUUAAUUCUAGAGAUAUUCUUUUAGGCUUGGCUAUUUAAGCCAGACAAUACAACUGAUCACAAGUGUGCUCAACCCUUUCGUCAGCUCGGUUAGGAUUGAUUCAGAUUGCCACUAUUUCCCAUGGUUCCCGAACAUGGUUUGUAUAUGACGUUAUUUUCGCCUACUUGCCUUCCCGUGAAGUACAUGCCCACACACACAAGUUACUUUCACCAUUAA